Molecule: messenger RNA, 1005 nt
Organism: Priapulus caudatus
Lineage: Eukaryota; Metazoa; Priapulida; Priapulimorpha; Priapulimorphida; Priapulidae
Product: WD repeat-containing protein 34-like
Biological process (GO): intraciliary transport
Cellular component (GO): cytoplasmic dynein complex; ciliary plasm
Molecular function (GO): dynein heavy chain binding; dynein light chain binding
Source: RefSeq, a predicted model, not a curated record
GUUUCCAGUGUGCACAACACCCCCGUUACCUGUAAACAAAAAGCAACAGCAGAUACUUGAAUUUUGAAAGUUGAGAAACUGUUGGUUUGAAAAUACCGAAGAUGAGCAUGUUAAAUGAUUCAUCGAUUGAGGGUGAAAGUUUUAGUUCUUCUUGGAAACGUACAAGGUCUGUUGUGGAGGCAAGCAGUCAAACAAAGACUAAUAAUAACCCGACACGUGAUAAAAGCUACCAAUCAAUAAAGAAAAAUAGUGUUGAGGUACAAACUGAGGAUCUGUUUGAUACCUAUUCUAACCUACCAGAAACUGUUCCGUCAGGACUUCCAGAGUUUCUUGCACGCGUAGAGCCUCUUGUCACAAAGGAGUUAAGAAAGAACAUAACAAGUCAAGCGUUUAAUGGUUAUGAUGUCAGCUGGGCGGCAGUGCAUAAAGCUGUCUCCUGUGUUCACACACUGCAAAAUGUCGACUUCCAGAAAGAGCAAAUGGAGUGCACAGGGCUGUCUUGGAACUGUGUUGGGUCUGUGAUUGCAGCAAUAUAUGGUCGACAUGAUCACGAAGACUGGUGUACUCACAAGGGGGCAUUCUGCAUGUGGAACAUUGACCGGCCACAUCUAAAUCCAGGCAAGCCGGAUUUUGUUAUGGAGACACCCGCUUGUAUGACAAGUAUUGCCUUCCACCCAACUGAACCAACACUGAUAGCUGGUGGCUAUUUCAAUGGUGAAGUUGUUGUGUGGAACCUCGGAUUAGAUGAGGAUACACAGCUGGCUGCUUCAGAUGAGAAUUCACACCGAGAGCCUGUCACCCAGGUGCAGUGGAUCAUCGAUCCGAAAUCUCGCGUUAUUGCAAAGUAUCAUCUUGUUAGCGUUAGUUCUGAUGGUAAAAUGCUGAGAUGGCAAGUGCCGGUUAGAAAACAGAACUUGAAAUUAUUGGAUGGUUUCAUGCUUCUCGGCAAAAACAAUGUAGACGUGUUGAAAAUGAAGGAGUCGGAGGCAAACCGGGAAGUCGGUG